This is a messenger RNA of Hordeum vulgare subsp. vulgare (domesticated barley), 3118 nucleotides long. Its product is annotated as U-box domain-containing protein 52-like. The record is from RefSeq and is a predicted model, not a curated record. Gene Ontology annotation, biological process: protein ubiquitination; protein phosphorylation. Gene Ontology annotation, molecular function: ubiquitin-protein transferase activity; ATP binding; protein kinase activity. The transcript is spliced from 11 exons. Bases 20 to 2542 code for a protein of 840 amino acids. Lineage: Eukaryota; Viridiplantae; Streptophyta; Magnoliopsida; Poales; Poaceae.
UAGAGCAGGAGACGAAAGGAUGGGCCGAACAACAACCAGCUGGGCCGACCCACGAAGCCUAGCGCGGCCCAUGCGACCAGGGCAUGUGAGCGAUCCACCGAUGGCCGCCAAGGAGGGAGACGGGACCGGAGCGGGCACCGUCGUCGGGCUGGCGCUCGGCGGCUCCAAAUCCAGCGCCUAUGUCCUCCAGUGGGCGCUCGCCAACUUCGUCAGGGACGACGCCGCCCCUCCCGCCUUCAAGCUCAUCCAUGUCCUCAUCCCGGUCCUGGCCGUGCCCACGCCACCUCCAGUGAAGAACCGCCUCCCGAUUGAUGACGUCAGCAGCGACAUCAGCGUCGACUAUCUCCACGGACUGUGGAUCAAGAAGCAGGAAAUGCUGCGCGGCUGCAAAGACACAUGUGAUGAAUACAAGGUUGAAGCUCAAGUACUGCUUGUUGAGGGUAGCGAUGUCGCAGAUACCAUUUCCAGUCUCGUUGUUCAGUACCAGAUACAGAUCCUCGUUGUCGGUAACCCUUCCAGCAAGAACCCAUUCACUGGGAGUUCCAGUACAAGUAGGACGACCACCAAAAUUUGCAAGAGUGUCCCCAGCUUUUGCACAGCAUAUGUUGUUUCAAAGGAUGGAUUGUCUUCAAUUUAUGCUUCUGAGUCAGAAAGCGGCUCGCCCUCUGGCUCUCUAGUACCAAAAGGCAACUCCGAGAGCUCCGAGACCGAAGAAUUUAUUACAGAUUCCUCAAGAUCAGAUUUGGAUGACAGUUCAGGGCAGGGCCUGCCACCCUCCAACUUGGCAUCAGAGAAGCUCGAAAGUUGUUCAUCUGUUGAAGGUUUUACUUUAUAUGAUUAUCUCAGUGGAAAUGCAUCAGUAUAUCCCGACAAGGACAGAAGAAUUACCCCAUCCACUGGUUCUGAAAGAUCUAUAUCAAGUCAAUCGCAGGGUUCGGACAAGGUGCUAACAAAAGAAAGUUCACUGCUGGGAUCAAUGCUUUCAGACAACAAGGGUUCGGACAAGGUGCCAGCAAAAGAAAAUUCACUGCUGGGAUUAAUGCUUUCAGACAAAAAGAAUGAUGUCAGUACAGAGCUCGAAAAGCUGAAGCUUGAACUGGGACAUAUACAAGGAGCAUACAAACUCGUCCAGGAUGAGUCUGCCGAUGCAUCUCAUCAGGUGAAUGAAUUAGCUACCAGGCGCAUGGAAGUGGAAGCUCAGUUAAGUGAGAUACAGGCCAGGGUGGAUAAGGCCAAUGACGAUGUACUGGAACAGACGGCGCAGAGACUUGUCGCAGAGGAGGCAACAACCCAAGUAAAGCAUCUUACGAGGUUGGAGGUUAUUCAGAAAAAUAGGCUGCUGGCAAAGGCAUCCAAGGACGCUGACAGGAAGGCGAGGCUGGAGAAGCUCCUUGUACUUCAAGACGACUCGUACUGGACGUUCACUUGGGAAGAGAUCGAUAACGCUACAGCAUCAUUGUCAGAGUCACUCAAGAUCGGGACUGGGUCUAAUGGAACGGUAUACAAGGGCCAUCUCAAUCACUUGAAUGUAGCGAUAAAGGUCCUUCAUUGUAAUGACAGCUCCAGUACCAAGCAUUUCAACCAAGAGCUUGAGGUUCUGAGCAGGAUACGCCACCCGCACUUGGUGAUGCUCCUGGGAGCCUGUCCGGACAAGGGCUGCUUGGUGUACGAGUACAUGGAGAACGGCAGCCUUGCGGAUCGUCUGCAGCUGAAAAAGGGCACACCACCUAUCCCAUGGUUUGAUCGCUUCCGUAUUGCCUGGGAAAUUGGGUCAGCCCUCGUGUUCCUGCACAGCGCAAAGCCCAGCCCAAUCAUCCACCGUGACCUGAAGCCUGAAAACGUCCUCCUCAACAGCAACCUAGUGAGCAAGAUUGGUGACGUGGGCCUGUCAACCCUGAUGCCACCCAAGGAGACUCUGUCAAACCGCACGGUGUUCAAGAAGACGGGUCUGGCGGGCACACUGUUUUACCUGGACCCGGAGUACCAGAGAAGCGGGCAGGUGUCGGUGAAGUCGGACACGUACGCGCUUGGCAUGGUGAUCCUUGAGCUGCUGACGGCCAGGUCACCGAUCGGGCUACCUGAGCUAGUGGAGCGAGCGGUGGAAGGCGGCCGGAUCACUGAUGUCUUGGAUGAGGGCGCAGGGGAGUGGCCCGUGAAAGAAGCGCAUGAACUUGCCCAGCUAGGCCUCAAGUGUUUGGAGAUGCGGAGCAAGGACCGGCCUGACCUCAAGAGCGUGGUGGUGGUGGAGCUGGAACGGCUGAAGCAUAUCACGGCCGGUAUGCUGGAGCUGGCGCGGGCCUUGCCUGGCUUGCCCGGGCCGCCGCCCAGCCACUUCAUGUGCCCAAUACUCAAGAGGGUGAUGAAGGACCCGGUGCUGGCGGCGGACGGGUACUCGUACGAGCGCAGCGCGAUGGAGAUGUGGCUGUGCGACAUGGACACGUCGCCGGUGACCAAGGCGCGGCUGCGUGACAAGAAGCUGGUGGCUAACCUGUCUCUUCUGAGCGCCAUCACGAGCUGGGCGGCCCGGGGGGGAGGCUUCUAAUGGUAAAUAGCUAAGUCAGUCUAACAGACAGUAGAGAGUGCUGCACAUAUAUAUCAUCGGAGUUUGGUUGGAUUGGGUUUGGAGAGAAGGUUAAUGCGGGUAUACUAGGAAGAGAGAGAGGUGUUUUUGUGCGUCUGUUAUUUCGUGUCAGCUGCUGCUUGUGCAUGAAGCGAAGGAGCAAUUUUGCUGCAACCAUAUAUACUGUUGGUGGUUAUCAUACUACGAUGAUCAGGACCUGGACACGCUAUUUUGCUGUCGAGGAGCAAUUUUGCUGUAAGUAGACUAGUGGAGAUGUCCAGGACCAGGAGAGUAGGGCAGAGGGUAGAUGAUCCAGAGGGCUGGCGAUUGCAUCAUGAGUUGAUGUUGGUCGUCUAAAUACUAAUAAGGAUAGGAUACGGAGAAUUUUGGUUGGAUGGAUGCCGUACGCGUGGUUAUGCUGUACGUGCUAUUGUGUCUUUUGGCAUUGAAACUUGUUGGAGGAUGUGGCCUUUUUUGUACUGGUGUUGUUGGCCUUGUGCUGCGAAAGCCAGAUUGAGAUGAGAGAUGAAUGAAAAAAUGUGGAUAUCGUUUUGGUUU